Lates calcarifer (barramundi perch) is the source of this 2512-nucleotide messenger RNA. RefSeq names its product coagulation factor XI. Bases 1118 to 2227 code for a protein of 369 amino acids. The transcript has 9 exons. Gene Ontology annotation, biological process: proteolysis. Gene Ontology annotation, cellular component: extracellular region. NCBI's taxonomy places the organism in Eukaryota, Metazoa, Chordata, Actinopteri, Centropomidae. The record is from RefSeq and is a predicted model, not a curated record. Gene Ontology annotation, molecular function: protein binding.
GGUUGAAGUGAAAAAUCUACCUUGAUUCCAGCAUUUUAGGGUUUCGACAGCAGAGGUUGGUAAAGUUAAAUAACCACUGCUUCUUAUACUGUCCUGUGGUUUGGUUUGGCCUCACUUUUAGACCUAUAGUUUUUCUGUCGUGGCAACGCAGUGUAUUAACAGAACAUGACGUUUUAAAUAGUUUUUUAAAUGUUUUCAUACCAAGACUACAAAGAGGCACUGUUAAAUCGCAAUCUGAGUUAAAGCCCUUGUGGCCUUUUUACUAUCAGCACCUCACUGAGCUCCUUUGUCCUUUGUCAACACAAACAGAACCACUAUCAUUGCACAUGACUUACCAGGCCUCCCAGCAGUGUUUCAUCCCCACUCAUAUUCUAACAUAACGAUCACAAGAACUUGAAGAGGAACAAAAACUCUUAAGGUCAAAAUUGUUCUAAAAAAGUGAAAAUAUCAUUUGGCAACAGGAUUCAGCAAGCCAUUAAAACAACAUAACAGGAAUGAAACUGCUAAUUCAUGGCAUAAACUAUAGUUAGGAAAUUGGUCAGCAGAGAUUAACUUUUGAUUGUUGAUAUUAAUCUGGACUUUGGCUAGUGCUUCCUUACAUAACACAGUAUGGGACCAGGUCAUGUAAAACCUUGAAUGAGACAACCCUAAAAAACUGAUUUGAAGUAACUGUGCACUGAUCAGCCACAACAUUAAAACCACUGAUGAAUGAAGUGAAUAACACUGAUCAUCUCAUUAAUACAAUGUUCUGCUGGUAGAAGUUGGGUCCUGGCAGUUAUCUAUCUUAGCAUGUACCACCCACCUAAUCAUUGUUGCAGACAAGUGCUAGUGAGUGAUUUUAGCUGAAUUGUUUUCAUCUCUUUUGUGUGCUAAUUGAACAAAUAUUGGUAUUAUACCAUCUAGCUUGUGUGUUUGUCUUCAUUGCACAUUGAGGUAGCUGCGUAGGAGUUCUUGUGAGCCAAUCACCGAAUGUUUCAACAGUCAAUUGUACAAAUAGUUCAGAUGUACAAAUGUUGCAGAACAGCCUUUUGCCCAACCUAUAACUGCAGAGCCACCUCUUUAACUGCAGCUGUGCCUCAGCAGUCUUAUUCUGUUGAGUGUCAGCGAAACCAAUAAGAUGGAAACCCAUUUGAUUUUGAUGGGUCUGCUCUCUAUCUGCAGCCUCUCCUUUUGUCAAGAAUGCAGUCGAGAAUUUCUGGAGAACGUGGAUUUCCCCGGAACAGACAUAACAUCUGUCUACUCUCCCGAUGUGGAGCACUGUCAGCUGCUGUGCACCCAGCACCCCUCCUGUCUCUUCUUUACCUUUGUUCGAGCUGACUGGACUGUUGAUAACAGGCACUUCUACUGCUACCUUAAGUCCACUCCUUCUGGAAAGCCCAAAGUCCAGAAUCCACUACAGGGUGUCACCUCUGGUUACUCUCUCAAACCCUGCAACCCAGACCCAAGCUCUUGUCUGUCUCAGGUGUACCAGAAUGUGGACUUCUUCGGGGCAGACUACAGAGUUUUGUUCACAUCCGACCAUGAAGAGUGUCAGAGGGUCUGCACGCAGGACCCUCAGUGUCAGUUCUUUACUUUUGUAAAUGACAUCUUCACGUCAGAGAAUAUAAGAUAUAAAUGUCACCUUAAAUACAGCUGGUCAGUACCGAGGACUCCUAUUGUAGAGAGAAAGGAUGGUGUAGUUUCUGGAUUCUCCCACAAAAUACAACUAACUCCAUUCUUUAAGCCAGCAUGUCAGAACAAGCUUUUUCCAAACACUGACAUCCCAGGAAACAACCUGGAGACGCUGCCCGCUGCCUCUCCUGAACACUGUCAGACCCUGUGCUCUGCUCAUCCACGCUGUACCUACUUCUCCUACGACAGUAACUUCAACUGUGACAUGAAGAGCAAUGGAAAUGAAAUGGUGACCAGAGCCAAACAGGGAGUCACAUCUGGCAUUCCAGUGCACUUCUGUCAGCUGGAUAACAACUGGCUUAAACUGGCUCACGAAGGAGUGGAUUUCCGAGGCUCUGACAUUCGCUUUGAGCUGAUGGAUGAUCCAGACACGUGUCAGAAGACGUGUACUGUCGAUCCUAACUGCCAGUUCUACACCUAUGUCAAUGAAACCUUCUUUGACAGUGAUUACCGGCGCCGCUGCUAUCUCAAGCGUGUCAUCACGAUGCCUGCUCCUCCCAAAGUUACCAAACUGAACAAUGUUGUGUCUGGCUUCUCCCUGAGGGACUGCAACUAGUGGACUCUACCCACACACACACAAACACACACACACACACACACACACACACACACACACACACACAGAUAAACACACAAAUGAUCUAAUAAAAGAUUCAGUAGUAAGCAAUCUGUGUGGAUCAGAGCAGUCAUCAGGCAUCAGAUCUAAUCAUAAGAUACAGUAAAUUCAAAGGCGAUUGGUGCAAAGGCGAUUGCCUGUAUUCUGAAGCUUUCCAUUUGCUGAAAUGUAUCAAAUUAAAAGGAAAUGACAUUCAAACAAUUAAAUGACAGAUUAUUAUUAUUA